Molecule: messenger RNA, 1823 nt
Organism: Gambusia affinis (western mosquitofish)
Lineage: Eukaryota; Metazoa; Chordata; Actinopteri; Cyprinodontiformes; Poeciliidae
Product: excitatory amino acid transporter 3-like
Exons: 13
Coding region: 73-1530 (485 amino acids)
Biological process (GO): L-glutamate transmembrane transport
Cellular component (GO): plasma membrane
Molecular function (GO): glutamate:sodium symporter activity; L-glutamate transmembrane transporter activity; neutral L-amino acid transmembrane transporter activity
Source: RefSeq, a predicted model, not a curated record
UAAAUGUGGGACAACUGUCUUGAACAGCUGAGAGUAACUGGUCCAUCUGUCUGACACAGAAAAACAAAAACAAUGAGAGGAAACCUACUACAGGUAUUUUGUUUGUUGGGAGUCAUAUUGGGGUUCGGCUUUGGGUUUCUGCUGAGGGCUACAACUGUUAUAACUGAAAAACUAAGAGAAUGGAUGAGUACACCAGGGGAAGUGCUUCUAAACAUGCUUAAGAUGUUCGCUGUAUCCCUUAUCGUGACAAGCGUGCUUUCAGGAGUAACUGGAUUAAACACCAAAAUGUCCCGGAAAACAGCCAUCAUCACAGGAACCUUCAUCUGUGGCUCUACCUUCAUAGUCGUAAUUCUUGCAAUGGUUCUGACUCUCACAAUCCAGCCUGGUGGGGAAGAUCAUGAAGUAAGCAGUUCUGAAGAGGAGUUGUCAAACUUCGUCUUGCACGUGAUGAUACAGGAUUUUAUAAGGAACAUGGUUCCAGAGAGCUUCUUUCAGGCUUUCUAUGAGCAGUACAAGACUGAGAUUGUUCAGAUUAAAAGAAAAGAACCUGGCCUCUUACUUGAUCCAACACAGAAUGUCACUGAGACGAAACUAGUUGGCAAGUAUGUUGAAAGACCCAACAUGUUAGGACUGGUCAUCUGGUCAUUCGUCAUCGGCAUCUUAUUAAACAGGACUGGACACGAGGCAAGAAGCACUGUGGAGGCCAUUCAUUGGAUCAAUGAUGCCAUAAAAGUUAUGCUCAACUGGGUCUUGUGGUACUUACCAAUUGGAGUUUUGUUCCUGAUCGCAGAACAUGUGUUGGAUGUGCCUGACUGGGCUGCUGUCCUUAAACUCACAAAGUUUGUAGGAGUGGUUGCUGCAGGGCUAGCAAUCCAAGUCUUGGUUAUUUUCCCCAUGAUUUACGUCGUUCUCACCAAAAAGAACCCUUUUCUUAUCUUCAUGCAAAUCUCUAGGGCUUUGACGACAGCAUUUAUCAUCGCAUCCAGCGCCGCCGCUCUGCCCGUCACCUUGCAAUGCUGUGAAGAGAAGGUGAAGAUCGAUAAGAAACUCUGCCGCCUUAUGUUGCCAAUUGUCACCGGCAUCAAUAGAACUGGAAUGACGGUCUAUGAAGUGACCGCUACCAUCUUUAUUGCCCAACUUUAUGAUAUCACGCUGAGUGUCGGCCAGCUAAUCGCCAUUGGCUUGUCUAGUUCCAUUGUCUCUUUUGGAGCUGGAGGGAUCCCAGCGACAGGAGCUGUGACCACUAUCCUGAUUCUGACAGCUGUAGGACUGCCUGCAAAGCAUGCUACCAUUCUGAUUGCGUUGGAGUGGAUUCUAGACCAUUUCACUACCCUGGUGAAUGUGCUAGUAAAUGUCUAUGGUGUUGCUAUCACCAAUCAUGUGUGGCAUGACGACCUGGCAAGCCUUGUAAUAGUGCCACGCGCUGAAACGACUUAUUCCAUCAAGGACAUCGAGAUGGACUUAUCCUGUUUGGACUCUGAUGAAGAGCUCAUCUCCUCCAGCCCUUCUUCCCACUCAAGAUCUGCUUGACCUAAGAGAGGGGAUCAUCUCAGAAACAUAGUUACGCCAAGACGCUGAAAUGUCUGGAUAGGGUUGUCAUCGUCCUGGGGUGUCUGAGCUGACCAUUUCCUUCUUUGCCUUUUGUUUUAUUAGGAGGAUGGUGCUAUAUCAGUUUAUUCAUGUGUUUUUUUUUUUGUCUGUUUGCUUUUUUCAGUUUUUGCAAAUACGCAAUUAUCUACUUAUCUCUCCAUAUUUUAUUGAUGUUUAAUUUACUUUGUAAGUAUAACUAUUGUUAUGUGUUUAAAUAAAAUUUAUCUUUACAA